AUGCUGGUUGCCGACGUGGAGAAGAUGUUUCGGCAAAUCUUUAUUCAUCCGGAGGAUCGACAUCUUCAAUGUAUACUUUGGCGUUUCGACAUCGGUGCAGUAGUUGACGAGUAUAAACUUAAUACUGUCACCUACGGGACCAAACCUGCUCCGUUCCUAGCGACACGCACUUUCAAUCGGCUGGCAGCUGAUGAAAAGCUGCAGUACCCGCUGGCUGCCAGAGCAGUUACUGAAGAUACGUACAUGGACGACGUUAUCACAGGAGCGGAUACAAUUGAAGCAGCAAGCGAGCUUCGGAAGCAGUUAGAGGAUAUGACUUCUAAGGGAGGAUUUCGGCUGAGGAAAUGGGCUUCCAACAAACUGGAGGUACUGGAAGGAGUUGCCGAGGACAAUUUGGCAAUUCGUCUGUCAGAAGGAAUUAACCUGGACCCUGAUCCGACUGUCAAGACACUCGGACUGACUUGGAUGCCGAAUACCGAUCAACUGCGAUUCCAAUUCGACGUGCCGUCAUGUCCCAUCACCUCACAACUGUCAAAACGGCAAGUGCUGUCGGUGAUUGCGUCGCUAUUCGACCCACUGGGACUCAUAGGUGCAGUUAUUACCACGGCUAAAGCAAUAAUGCAGCUAUUGUGGAAGAUCAAGGAUAUCAACAAUCAGGCAUUGGAUUGGGAUCAGCCGUUGCCUUCGACGGUGGGUGAGUUGUGGAGAUCCUAUUAUGACCAACUUCCCAUAUUGAACGACCUCCGUAUCGAUCGCUGUGUGGUGGUUCCCAGAGCGGUAGUGGUCGAAAUCCAUUGCUUCUGCGAUGCUUCGACCAAAGCAUUUGGCGGCUGCGUGUACAUCAGGAGUGAAGACCAUGAAGGAAAAGUGAAAGUCCGGUUGUUGUCUUCGAAAUCAAAGGUGGCACCGUUGAAGACACAAUCCAUCCCAAGACUGGAACUUUGUGGAGCAUUGUUAACAGCACAACUGUACGAGAAGGUUCGUGAAUCAAUCAAAAUUCCUGUUCGAGCGUUUUUCUGGUCCGAUUCCACCUGUGUAUUGCGUUGGAUCCAAGCAUCACCGAAUGUGUGGAACACGUUCGUGGCGAACCGUGUUGCGAAAAUCCAGGCUUGCACAAAUCCAUCACAGUGGCAGCAUGUUUCUGGCAAAGAUAAUCCGGCAGACUUGAUUUCCAGGGGAAUCAAUCCAAAAGAUAUUGUGGAAAAUACAUUCUGGUGGGAGGGACCGGAAUGGCUGAAACGAGAGCGCGAGGGCUGGCCAUGUUCAUCAGCGGAGUUGACUGCGGAAGAAGUAGAUCAAGAGCGACGACGAGAAAUAGUAUCCUGUCCGGUAUCGGUAGAAGCUGAGUUCAACGAUUGGUAUUUGGGGAAAUUCUCGUCCUAUUCGGACCUCAUACGUCGAACUGCGUAUUGGUUGCGGUUAAUGGAGCUACUUAGAACAAACGUGCAGAACCGUGUUACAGCAAGAAGUACUUUGACUACCAGAGAGCUUGAGGCAGCAGAGUUGACAAUAGUUCGAUUGGUCCAGAAGGAAACCUUUGCAGCAGAGUGGAAAGCACUUGUAAGUGGAGGAGAAGUGUCUAGGCGAUCCCACCUUCGUUGGUACCACCCGUACAUCUCAGAAGACAACGUGAUUCGUGUUGGAGGUCGGCUUGAGCAUUCAACGGAGACUCAUGACGCAAAACAUCCGGUGAUUCUACCAGCACGUCAUCAAUUCACUCGGAUGGUUUUGCGGCAUUAUCAUUUGAAACUUCUGCAUGCUGGUCCACAGUUAUUACUCGGAGUGGUUAGGCUCCGAUUCUGGCCAUUAGGCGGUCGGAAUCUGGCUCGUCAUAUUGUACAUCGUUGCAUGAAAUGUUUCCGGUCUAAACCUCCACCAAUUCAGCAGUUUAUGGGUGAGCUGCCACCUUCUCGAGUUAGAGUAUCUAGGCCAUUCUCUCAAACCGGGGUGGACUAUUUUGGCCCACUAUACAUCAGAGGGGCCUCCUUAGCCGUGCGGUAA
This is a messenger RNA of Armigeres subalbatus, 2001 nucleotides long. RefSeq lists its product as uncharacterized. NCBI's taxonomy places the organism in Eukaryota, Metazoa, Arthropoda, Insecta, Diptera, Culicidae. The coding region runs from base 1 to 2001 and encodes 666 amino acids. The transcript has a single exon. The record is from RefSeq and is a predicted model, not a curated record.